Molecule: messenger RNA, 1439 nt
Organism: Seriola aureovittata
Lineage: Eukaryota; Metazoa; Chordata; Actinopteri; Carangiformes; Carangidae
Exons: 1
Coding region: 203-895 (230 amino acids)
Source: RefSeq, a predicted model, not a curated record
UUUUAGUGGUACAAAGACAGUGUUGCUGUCUCACACGGUUAAACUGAGAGGACUCAGUAAAUAAUGUCACAGGAAGGAAAUGCUGCUCCGUGAAAACCACAUUCACCUCAGACCAAAAGAAGAACACGGAGGAGCUGUGACCUGGGUGUUUACUGCUGAUAUCAAAGUCGAUAAUCUGUCACUUCUGCACUGAUCUGUGGACAUGGAGAAACAGGUGUGUUUUCUGCUCUUCACGAUGCUGAUCUCUGCUGAAGCCCAAAAUAUACCGUCAUACUCGGAGGUCGGUGGUACCCUGAGCCUGAUCCCGCCGUUCUCUGGAGCUAUAACCGGCAUCCUGUGGAAACAUGACGGUAACCUGGUGGUUGAGUGGGUGAAUGAUACGUUGGAUUAUCACUGCAUGUUUCAAGGUCACACAACCCUGAACACAACCACUGGACGUUUGGAAAUUAAAAACAUGAAUAAAACUUACGCGGGGUUGUACACGGUGGAGAUCAACAACCAGGUCCAGAGUCAGAGUUACAGUGUUGAACUAAUCAAGAAAGUGCCAAAGCCUGAGGUGGCGCUCAAACCACCGACAUGUUCCCCUGCCUUGGACAACUGCACCCUGACCUGUGAUGGAGACACCUCAGGGGCUGAACCUGUCACCUACAGCUGGAGGGAGGGAGAAGGAGAGUGGAUACCGGGGGGAAAGAACAAGAACAUCAAGAAUGACGAGACUAAAAAGGUUAAAACCUUCUCCUGCCAGAUGAAGAACCCAGUCCGUGUGGAAGAAAGUAAACCCCACCUGAAUCCAUUCUUCCAGAGAAAACUUCAAACCUGGGAGGUCAUCAUAUUAAUAGCGUUCCUUGGGAUUUGUGGAUACUUAGUGUGGCGUAAACGAGGGACCAACAGGUAACUGAUCCGUCCACGUCAGACGGAAACGGUGCUGAAUCUGUUGAAGAGACACCGCAGUCAAAAAAAAGGGUAAAAUAUGAAAGAACAGAUAUCUACACAAGUACUUUUAUAAGCAGCAAGCUUCUUCCAUUAUUGUUAUUUACUGUCAAGUUGAUGUCUGACAAACCGAUCUGUAAACUGCGUAGCUGUAUUUACAGGUUACACACCCUUUAUAAAUAAAUGGUACCUUGUCAGAAAGUGGCACCAUAUGCAUUUUUACAUCAUCAGGGUUUUUGCUCUGCAUCAGGCAGCAGCUCGUUCUUUGUGAAUCGUAUGAAAACAUCACAUCUCACACGUCUUUGUGGUUGUUUUUGCAUCUGUUUUUACUGCUGCCACACAAACCCAAAGCAGAGUAUUUGCACACACCCCCCCCCCCCCCCCAUGCUUAACAGUUGGCAAAAUGUAGGUUAAUAAGUAGGUUACUGACGAAGUAGGGUGCUCUUUUGCACAUGCAACAAUUAUUACUGUUACUACUUAAUUCUUUUUUUAAGUUUAUGAAAUAAAAA